Molecule: messenger RNA, 2539 nt
Organism: Mytilus trossulus (common blue mussel)
Lineage: Eukaryota; Metazoa; Mollusca; Bivalvia; Mytilida; Mytilidae
Exons: 10
Coding region: 761-2539 (592 amino acids)
Source: RefSeq, a predicted model, not a curated record
GCAAGACGUAACGGCCAUACUACCAUGACGGCCAUAGGAUGAAACGGCCAUACCCCGAAAAGAUGAAACGGCCCUAGUACAAAAACGGCCAUACUUUGAAAAGACGUAUCGUCCAUGGUUUUUUUUUUUUUUUUUUUUAGAUGUUAUAGAUGAAUUAUUUUGAUACUUAUACAUGGUUAUUAUAACUUUUAAAUAAACUAUACUGUUUUUACAUUAUUUUUCAUCUUAAUUUUUGUUAUAUCAUUUGUUUACUCAUUAUAUAUUUAUCGUAAAUGAAUGUGUUUAAUCUAAUAAAAUAUUAAAAUAUCUUAUUGUUUUCUAGAUGAUUGUUUGAUAUCUUGUGUAUAGCAAAUAGAACAAAAUGAAUAAAUAUUAAUGACUAUAUCCGAAUGGGAGACUAAUUUCUGUCAUAAUUAAAACAAUGAGUUCAGUUUUGAAAUAUAAAACAAGGUAAUCAGCUGUAAUCAAGUAAUGAUUAAGUUGGAAAUUUAAGAAGAUUGUUGAUUGCUUAUUAUUACUUCUUUGAUGAACACAAGUAUUAAUUAUGCUUUUGUCAAGAAAUUGUAAAGGAAAUACAAUUCAAGAUCACUAUAAAAACACAACUCCCAAGCUGAGUUCAAGCGGAGUAAAAACAUACAUUUGGUAGUGAAAUUCUUGUAAAAAUACAAGCUGUUUGAGCAGUCUUUUUGAUGUACCGACCUUGCUUUAUAAAAGUAACCAGAAAUGUCGGUGGCACUCAUUUGGGAAAUUGCUGUUGAUCAUGUCGUACCCCUGUGUGCUAUGUGACCAGCAAGUCCGACCAAGACAACAUGCUCUCCAAUGUGAAGAUUGUGAUAAAUGGCAACACAGGCUUUGCAAUACAGGUUUAUCAAUUACUGAUUACCGCCUGAUGGUCAAUGAAGAAGUCGACAUCAUUUUCCACUGUGUAGAAUGUGUCCGCAUACCACAAGAUAUGGAGGUUGAGGCUCCAGAAGUAUUAGAAGCACCACCAUCACCAGCACCACCCUCACCCCCACCAUCGCCAGCACCACCAUCACCCCCACCAUCACCACAACCAGCUUCUCCACAUCCAGCAACACCACCAGCAUCUCCACAACCACUUGACGAUACGCUUCCAGACCACUCUUUUGACAUUACACUUGAGGUAGCAGAAGAAAAUCCAGUUGUUGAGAGUGAUAUUGAAGAUCCAGGGCUGUCCGACUCUUUUGUAGAAGACAUACCGGUAACGUUCGAGGUAGUCGAGAACGGUACAAUGAAAAGAGCCAAGAAGCUAGUCAGCAGUGACGGGUUUUCGUAUACAGUUAAGUCAUCCACUUCCAAGACAGUCAACUGGAGGUGUAGUGUUAGGAACAAGAAGGUGUGGUGCAAAGCCACUGUAAUGCAGAGAGGCCACAACUUCGUCCGGGGUUCAACAGACCACAUCCAUGCCAGUGAUCCAGGGAUCACAAAAAGAACAAAGAUACGAGUUGGGGUUUUAACAGAAGCAUCAAGACAUGCCUACAAGUCAGCCGGUGAUAUUGUAGAUGAGCAGAUGCGUGAGCAUGUUACCGAAGAGGACUUUAACCUUCCAAAGCCAGACAACCUCACCAGAGCUGCCAACAGACUUCGCCAGAAAAUGAGACCUGCAGAACCUAAAGAAAUUGACUUUGAGAUUGACAGAGAGUACCUAGCCUGUGACAACUUUUUAGUAGGCGACCUGACAGUAGACACUGCACGACACGUCAUGUUUUCCUCACCUACACAGCAACAGAUCCUACAGAAAGCUAGACGGUGGUACCUUGACGGCACCUUCAAGGUUGUACGCAAACCUUUCACACAGCUCUUCACUGUACACGCCUUUUUGCAGAAAGAAGAUUCCAUCAAGCAGGUUCCCUUAGUGUUUGUGCUGAUGUCACGCAAAAGGAAGAGAGACUACAAAGCAGUUUUCGAAAGACUGAAGCAGAUAGUACCAGACCUACGUGUGCAAGCCUUCUGUCUGGACUUUGAGUCAGCAGCCUGGUCAGCCAUCAAGACCGUCUUUCCUACAGCCGAGAUAAAGGGGUGUUCAUUUCACUGGUGCCAAGCAGUCAUGCGGAAGGUUGCCAAGUUGGGGUUGAAGACCGCCUAUGACUCCAAGAAGAGUGUCCACCUCUUCAUCAGGAAGUUACUUGCUCUGCCAUACCUGCCAUCUGACCACAUCAGACCAGCUUUUACGGAGAUGCUUCAAACCACUGCAACAGCCUCACCACAGAUCAAGCAGCUGAUGACAUACCUUCAACGUACCUGGUUCAACAACACAGUCUGGACUGUUCAACAGUGGUCUGUCCAUCGGCUCUCAGUGAGGACAAACAAUGAUGUAGAAGGUUGGCAUAGGCGUUUCAAUGGCAAGGCUGCCCACAACCACCUCCAUUUCUACAAGAUUGUGCCAGCCUUUCAACAGGAAGCCAAGACCGUGUCCAUCACACAGCAGCUUGUGAGUGAACAGCAACUCAGUCGUUAUCAACUUGAUGAACAUAUUGCUUGUGCUUAUUAUGUGUAUACUAGUGCUUUGUUAAAAUAG